AUGUCUAUCUCCUCCCUCAAGGGCCUCCUCUCCAGCUACUCGCCCGUCUCCGAAUACUCCCCCGACCUAGAAAAAGAGUUCCAGCUCCCCCUACAAAAUGACUCUAGCAGCGACCUCGAGUCCAGCUCCGGCCAGUCGAAAUCCAGCCCCGAGAAGAAAGAGUCGAGGUUCUUCGACGGCCGCACCGUCUCUGAUGCCAUCAUCGGCUUGUCGGACGGCAUGACCGUGCCAUUCGCUCUCACAGCAGGUCUCUCAGCCCUGGGCGACACCAAGGUCGUGGUCUUUGGCGGGCUGGCGGAGUUGAUCGCAGGAGCCAUUUCGAUGGGAUUGGGAGGGUAUUUAGGAGCGAAGAGUGAAGAACAAUCCUACCACGCAACCUACCAAGAAACCUCAACCUCCAUCCUCACCGACCCCUCCUCCACCACAGAUACCAUAACCUCAAUCUUCGACCCCUACGACCUCCCUCCCGCCCUCGUCUCCGAACUAACCGCCCACCUCUCCACCUCCCCCAUGCUCCCCUCCUUCCUCAUGAACUUCCACCACACGAUGCCCGAGCCGUCCGGUUCCCGCGCCCUCGUCUGCGCCCUCACCAUCGCCCUCGGCUACUUCAUCGGCGGGUUCGUGCCCCUAGUCCCGUAUUUCUUCGUCGGGCCGACAGACGCCUAUCUCGCGCUGAAGUGGUCGAUUGCGACGAUGGUCGUGGCUUUGUUUUUGUUCGGGUAUGGCAAGACGUGUUUUGUGAGUGGGUGGUCGGGGAAGAGGAAUGUAAGGGGCGGCGUUGUGGGUGGCGUGCAGAUGGUUCUUGUGGGUGGGAUUGCGGCGGGCUCGGCGAUGGGGUUGGUGAAGGGGUUUCAGAUGUUGGCGAGUUCGUAG
This is a messenger RNA of Aspergillus melleus, 873 nucleotides long. Its product is annotated as VIT1/CCC1 transporter family protein. The coding region runs from base 1 to 873 and encodes 290 amino acids. The record is from RefSeq and is a predicted model, not a curated record. Lineage: Eukaryota; Fungi; Ascomycota; Eurotiomycetes; Eurotiales; Aspergillaceae. Gene Ontology annotation, cellular component: fungal-type vacuole membrane. Gene Ontology annotation, biological process: intracellular manganese ion homeostasis. Gene Ontology annotation, molecular function: manganese ion transmembrane transporter activity; iron ion transmembrane transporter activity. The transcript has 2 exons.